AUGUCUGCAUUCUCUCUUACCUUUUCGUCUCGCGUGCAGCGUCUCGUCCGGUUCCUGGCCAAGGACGGUCAUGUCUACUAUGGAGAUGCAAUUCUUCCCACAGGCAUUAGCGAUAUCGCUAGAGCCACUAGAGCCCAUGUAAUCCAAGGAGAUAUAUUUGGCCAGCAUCGUGUCACGGACCAAGUGGCUGAGAUCAAGACUCUGCUCGCUCCCUUGGCAAGAAAAGACAUCGGCACUGUCCGCUGUCUCGGCCUCAACUAUGAACAACAUGCCAAAGAAUCCAGUCUCCCGAUCCCCAAGUAUCCGGUCCUUUUCUACAAGCCCGUCACGGCCAUCACUGGUCCAACUGAUGAGAUCCCUGUCUCGCUUAUGGCCCAGGAAGGCGAGGGUCUGGACUAUGAAUGUGAAUUGGUCAUUGUGAUGGGCAAGGAAGCCAAAAACGUCCCGGAGGGACAGGCCCUCGACUACGUGCUUGGCUAUGCUGUCGGAAAUGAUGUCUCCCACCGCGAUUGGCAAAUCAAGAGGGGUGGAGGUCAAUGGGGGCUAGGCAAGGGCUUCGAUGGAUGGGCUCCCCUGGGCCCGGGCAUCGUGUCCUCGAGACUGAUCCGUGACCCUAACGCCCUACACAUAUCCACCAAGCUCAAUGGCCAGACCGUGCAAUCAUCCUCGACCAAGGACAUGAUCUUCAACGUUGCUAAGACGGUCUCCUUCCUAUCCCAGGGUACCACCUUGUUGCCUGGUGAUUUGAUCUUUACCGGAACACCCCAAGGAGUGGGAAUGGGCCGGAAGCCUGCACUGUGGCUGAAGGAUGGUGAUCAGGUCGAGGUAUCGCUGGAAGGCGUAGGCUCAUGUGUGAACAAGAUCGUCUUCGAAAAGCCGUCCUCGAAGCUCUAG
Aspergillus terreus NIH2624 is the source of this 894-nucleotide messenger RNA. RefSeq names its product fumarylacetoacetate hydrolase family protein. Gene Ontology annotation, molecular function: catalytic activity. The coding region runs from base 1 to 894 and encodes 297 amino acids. Lineage: Eukaryota; Fungi; Ascomycota; Eurotiomycetes; Eurotiales; Aspergillaceae. The record is from RefSeq and is a predicted model, not a curated record. The transcript is spliced from 3 exons.